AAGAAGAAAUGGCCAUAAUUUUUGGGUGGACAAAAAUAACCAAAACUCUCUUUCGCGCUCGCAUCAAGAUUAGCACGCAAAUGGCAUUCAGCUUGAAUCCCAAUUUGUUCACCAUAACUAACAAUCCAAUAAGAAGAAGCCGUAGUGUUUUGGGGUUUAAAUUGUCAGCUUCUUCAAGUACAAGUAGUAGUGGAAAUGCACAAAUUGCAGAGGCAUUUGAGGAAGGACAACUUGAAAGGCCUCGUUGGACAGGGGAAACCCCACUUUCACUUCUAGUUGGAGCUCUUAUUUCCUUCAAACCUCUCUUCUCUAUACUCAAACUUGGUGCCAGACAAGUUCUUAUCAGUACAGCUGAGAAAACUAAUAUUCCAUGGAGGGAGAUGACAAAGGAGAUACUGGAUUCUGAUGUUUACAAAGAGUUAGAGAGCAUCCAGAAUCCUGCCAUUGCAUAUCCUGAUUAUUAUCUAAAUCCCUUCCACGCAUAUGACGAGGGCAACCUCUCCUGGCUGGCUGCAGCUGAAGUAGAGGCUGCAACUAUGUCGAUGGUGAGACGUACAAUACCUAAUGCUUCUUCACUUGAAGAAGCAAAUCAGAUUGUACGCGGAAAUUGGCUUGAUGCAAUCGAAAAACAUCAUCAACAAUAUUCAGGAGACUUCUCAAUCAGAGACAUUCUUGACAUUGGAUGCUCGGUUGGUGUGACCACGGGAUAUCUUGCGGACAGAUAUCCUUCUGCUAAAGUGACUGGUCUGGAUCUUUCACCUUAUUUUCUUGCUGUUGCUCAGUAUAAAGAAAAGAAAAGAAACCAGAGAAAGAAUCCUAUAAGCUGGAUACAUGCAAAUGGUGAAAACACUGGCUUGCCUUCCAAAUCAUUUGACCUUGUUUCAAUUGCUUAUGUGUUUCAUGAAUGUCCUGAAAGAGCAAUAAGAAAUUUAGUGAAGGAGUCAUUUCGGAUACUUCGACCUGGAGGAACUGUUGCUAUAACUGAUAACUCGCCAAAGUCGAAGAUUCUUCAGGAAUUACCACCAGUGCUGUUUACAUUAAUGAAGAGCACAGAACCUUUUCUGGAUGAAUACUACUUGACUGAUCUUGAAAGAGUGAUGAAGGAAACUGGUUUUGCCAAUGUACAAACUGUUCUCACUGAUCCAAGACACAGAACUGUUACUGCCACCGUGCCUUACUAGCUAACUUUUUCCCAUACUUGCUGAGAUAUAUUUGUUAGCCUCUGCUCAGGAAAUUGGAAGAGAAGAAAAACAUAUAGUCUGUAAAGUUUGGAACAGAUUUUUUUUGAUCGAUCCAUCAUUUAGUGAACUUCUAACUUUCAAACUUUAAUU
Nicotiana attenuata is the source of this 1331-nucleotide messenger RNA. RefSeq lists its product as uncharacterized. Gene Ontology annotation, molecular function: S-adenosylmethionine-dependent methyltransferase activity. The coding region runs from base 9 to 1181 and encodes 390 amino acids. Lineage: Eukaryota; Viridiplantae; Streptophyta; Magnoliopsida; Solanales; Solanaceae. The transcript is spliced from 8 exons. The record is from RefSeq and is a predicted model, not a curated record.